GCACAGAACGACUGCGCGCUUGUCGGUUUAACGGAUCGCUGUCUUACGUUGUUCUCGUGCAGCUGACAGGACGAUUGUUUCCAUUAAAUCUGCAUCCCGCCAUUUUGGAAGCACCUAUAACGCCUUUACGGAAAUCUCCAGCUCUGUGGUCUUGACCUACACACUCCGGGCACUGAGACUCCACUGUCUGCUGACAUGGCAGGAGGAAAGGCUGGGAAGGACAGCGGCAAAACCAAGGCGAAGGCGGUGUCGCGGUCCCAGAGGGCUGGUCUGCAGUUCCCAGUAGGUCGCAUCCACAGGCAUUUGAAGACGCGCACUACAAGCCAUGGGCGUGUAGGUGCCACAGCAGCAGUAUACAGCGCGGCCAUCCUGGAGUACCUCACUGCUGAGGUGUUGGAGUUGGCUGGUAAUGCAUCAAAGGACUUGAAGGUGAAGCGUAUCACACCGAGGCAUUUACAGUUGGCCAUUCGUGGUGACGAGGAGCUGGAUUCACUCAUCAAAGCUACCAUUGCUGGUGGAGGUGUGAUUCCACACAUUCACAAGUCACUGAUUGGGAAGAAGGGCCAGCAGAAGACUGCAUAGAGAGCAGUUUGAUCAUGUUUGUAUAGUUAAAGGCAAUCAGCAUGGAGAGAGCAGUUGUUUUCUAUGUUUUACCCUUUGUCUGUUUAUUUUGUAACUGUAGUUUUAACAUUUAAUAGUGUACUUUUUAAAUGGGGUAAAAAAGAGGCAUGGAGUUCUCAAUGUCGUAUAUCAUGAUUAUCGGCAUGUUUUAAAUUUGUUUUAUACAUAAAACGUUGAACUUUUCUUAAAUAUUAUGAAUUGUUAUGGUUAUUUCAUUAGGAGAGCAGCAUUGACAUGAGCCAUCUCCAUAAUAAGAACUCAUUAUAAUCCUAAUUUCUAAAACAGACAUUCUACAUUAAUUUUGUUCCCUCGCAUUUGAAAUAUUGAGCCAUAUGUUCACUUUUGUGAUUAAUGUAUUUUAUGUAAAUGUACGGCAGUUUCUAUUUUGUUAUAUAAAUAAGUCAACUUUCGUGAAAUCUUCACAAAUCUCAAGAACUAAUAGAAAUUUAGAUGGCCCUGUUUACAAUAACUUCUCUUCCAGUAUUGGGUCCCUGUCAGAAUAAGCAAGGACACAAGUUGUCAAACAUGUUUGUUAUAAUAGCAUUAGGAUGUAAUAGGUGAUUGCAGGCAUUAUAGCACCCUAUAUCUCUCCUUUUGUGACCUGCUAUAGUUAAGAAACUUCAAAAGAGUAGUAGUGUUUUAAAAUAGCUCAGUUUAGCCUCACAGCUAUACAUCACUUCCUUUCACCGUCAUGUACUGAUAAACCAGAUAUGAACUAUAGUGUAACACCUUCAAAAAAUUUCAAGAAUGUUUACUUAAUCUCUGGAAAGAUACCAGAUGUAAAUACUCUAGUAUAUUUUUAGAAUAAAAAGUUGAGAAAACAAAUUGCACGUGACGGUUUUUCAUGGCAUAGUGAUAUGCUUUAGGCAGAUGCAAUAAUUACGUUUUUUAAUAAUGCAUGAUAGCAAAGUCAUCUGAGCUUUGAGAAUAGUUUUGUAUGUUUGUGUUAUGGCUUUCUCUACACCUGCCAUAGAUUGAUAACAGGCUGCAUUUAACUAAUUUAAUACCAGACACAGUUGUAAACAAAGCAGAGAUUCCGAACAGUUUAAGAAAUCAGGAAAUUGUAAUUUAAACCCAAGUUGCCCGUGCUUGAUUACUGUGCUUUGAUUAUAGUGUUUUCCCCAGAAAACAAAGCACAGAAUCAGUCUUUUGCACUGGCCAUCUCAUUCCCUCACAGCCUGUACUUUAAUUGCCCAUUAAGAUCUGUUGGCGGAAGUGCAAUUCAGACUUCAAUAUGUGUAAAUGAUCCUGGCUCGUGUGCACUUUCUACAGGCUAUAGCCAUUCUACAUUUAACAUUAAAAUGCUUUGUGCUGUUUUCAGGGGUAGUUGCACCAUGUUGGAAACAAUGGUGACUAUUUUGAUUUAGAAUAAUUGUAUUAUAAUAAAAGUAAUGUACCGUG
This is a messenger RNA of Electrophorus electricus (electric eel), 2022 nucleotides long. RefSeq names its product H2A.Z variant histone 2b (gene h2az2b). The record is from RefSeq and is a predicted model, not a curated record. Gene Ontology annotation, cellular component: nucleosome. Lineage: Eukaryota; Metazoa; Chordata; Actinopteri; Gymnotiformes; Gymnotidae. Gene Ontology annotation, molecular function: structural constituent of chromatin; protein heterodimerization activity; DNA binding.